Molecule: messenger RNA, 1771 nt
Organism: Ziziphus jujuba (common jujube)
Lineage: Eukaryota; Viridiplantae; Streptophyta; Magnoliopsida; Rosales; Rhamnaceae
Product: SWI5-dependent HO expression protein 3
Exons: 8
Coding region: 723-1595 (290 amino acids)
Source: RefSeq, a predicted model, not a curated record
CGGGGUUUGAAAGGGGGAGAGAGUAUUUCGUUUUAUCAGAGAACAAGCAGAGGAAAAAGAAGAAGACGAAGAAGCUCUGUGUAGUUUUGGCUUUCUUCUCUGCCCUUCUAUUUGCCAAUUUUCGUUUACUUUUCAUCAGGGCUUUUUAAGAGCAGUCAAGGGAGUUUUGAGAGGAAAUUGAUGAGAGCUGGACAAUGAAAUGUUGACGAUCUAGAGCUUCCGAGAUAGGGGAGUAGUUUUAAGAGAUACAUUCAAACAGUUUUUGAAGAAUCUGUUGACGGAAUAUCAUCUGGGUUCGGUUCCAAUUCUCUCAGCUAAUUGUGGGAAAUUUUUUAAUUCCACUGCAAAUUUACAGAGAGCUGUUCAAGAAAUUCUGAGUUUAUGAGGCACAUUUCGAAGAGAUUUGAGCGCUUUUUCUGAAAGAAUCUGAAUGUAUUAUGAGAUAAAUACGGAUAUCCAUCAUCGCCGGUGUUAGAACUUUCAUCGGAGUUGGAGAAUCGGGUUCUGAAAUGCAAUAAUUUCCUUGAAUUCUGGCUACAGAUUUGCAUUUUUAGGAAGUCUGAAGACCGAAAGAAACAAAAUUUAUUCCGAGAAUUGCUAUAAUGGUUGUGGGCAAAUCUAGUAAUACAGCGAGGUUGUAACAAUCCGUUUGUUUGGAUUCGACUUCGAUCUUUGGAGACAGAUUGCCUUAUUUUUUCAGUUUUGAGGUGUACAAAAAGGCGAUGGAUAAGCAGUCUGUGAGUGCAAGGCACAACCAUCACAAUAACAACUCCAAUUCAAGCAAUAGAGACAGAAACGGAGCUGAUGGAUCGCUUUUGUUGAGAGCAGCGAGCUCCGAUGCUAUCGGACAAUCCACGCCGUCUGAUUUCGUUUUGCAGUGGGGGAAUCGGAAGCGGCUCAGGUGUAUGAAGAUCCAGGUCAAGGAUGACUCUUCCGCCCCGGUUCAUCGGACCACCGUUCGAGUAGACCGUCGGGUCGUCAGAGCCGAUAAGGACGCUAAUCACCCUACUACCACUAUUCAUAAUAAUAAUAAUAAUACAAAUGGUUAUUUAAAUCUCCGUCAACGGCCACCUUCGCCUCAGCAACCGCCUUCUCACCGUGUUCUCAGGAACUCGGAGACUUCAAGUGCCAUGAGAGGGCAAAGCAACGGAGGUGUGAGGGGAAUUGCUUCGCCAGAUAGGGGUGCGCACGAUAAGAAAGGUACCACCACCAACAACAACAACAACCACCACCACCAUAAUGAGAAUAACAAAUCCGCAGCUUCUUCAGAGACGGCGCACGAUAGCAAGAAGGGUGGGUCUUCUUCGGGAAGCGGCGAGGCUGCGGUGGCGCCGCCCGUUUGGCCGCCAAAAUUCGUGAUUGCUUUGACCAACAAAGAGAAAGAAGAGGAUUUCAUUGCCUUUAAAGGGUCUAAGCUGCCUCAGAGACCCAAGAAGAGAGCGAAAUUCAUUCAACGAACCCUCAAUCUGGUGAGUCCAGGUGCAUGGCUUUGUGAUUUGACCUUAGAACGCUAUGAGGUCAGGGAGAAGAAGAUUUCCAAGAAGAGACCAAGAGGCUUGAAGGCUAUGGGAAACAUGGAAUCGGACUCCGAAUAAGAACAUAUAGGAGUUAGGAGAAGACAGCAGACGACGAUAAAAUGAUAGACAUGUGACAAGCCGUUUAGUUUUUCGAGGAAAUGGGAAAUGUUGGAACCAUGUAAAUUUUCACCCUUCACCCAUUGCGAGAAUGAAGGGAUGAAUUUCCAGUGGUAUAAAAUAUAUUUAUUUAUUUA